This is a messenger RNA of Astyanax mexicanus (Mexican tetra), 3263 nucleotides long. RefSeq names its product NACHT, LRR and PYD domains-containing protein 3-like. NCBI's taxonomy places the organism in Eukaryota, Metazoa, Chordata, Actinopteri, Characiformes, Acestrorhamphidae. The coding region runs from base 1 to 3162 and encodes 1053 amino acids. The transcript is spliced from 9 exons. The record is from RefSeq and is a predicted model, not a curated record. Gene Ontology annotation, molecular function: protein binding.
AUGUCGUACUUAUAUCAAACCAGUCCUGUCCAGACCACCACAAUCCAGAACCCUACAGUUCCCAAUGAACUGAUCCAGAACACCACAGCUCAGAGUGGAGCGACAGUCAAUGCUCCUGUUCUUCAGAGCAAUGAGUUUCAUGCCCCAGUUACUAUUUUAAUUGGAGCCGACUCUGGUCAUGGAGGAAGAGACAGAAGAGAAGAGGUAAUGGGAACGACAACAGGAGCCUCCACUACAGGUGAUGCAGCGGCUCUAAGAGAAACAGAAAAAGAGAAGCUCAAAAGGAUCAUCAUCGAUCGCUAUGCAACAUUAUACGAGGGAACAGGAAAGAGAGGGAAGCACAUCCUCCUGAAUAAGAUUUACUCAGAGCUGUAUGUGGUGGAGGACUGGGGGGGAGGAGUCAAUACAGAUCAUGAAGUGAUUCAGAUGGAAGCCAGACCCACAACACAUGCAUCAACAGACAGUAAAAUGAAGAUCAGUGAGAUUUUCCAUGGAGACUUUAACAUUAAAAAAGUGCUCACAAUGGGAAUAGCUGGGAUUGGGAAAACCGUCUCUGUUCAGAAGUUUGCUCUGGAUUGGGCUGAAGGAAAAUCCAAUACAGACAUAGAUUUUGUUUUCAUUAUUGCUUUCCGAGAGCUGAAUCUAUUAAAGGAUGAGGAGUAUGACCUUCCAGGACUACUUCUUCAUCUGUACCCACAGCUAAAACAUUUAAAAGAAGCUGGUCUUUUUGAUGAUGACUGUAAAUGUGCUUUUAUCUUGGAUGGACUGGAUGAGCUCAGGAAGCCUCUGGAUUUUGAACAGAAGAAAAUGUCCUCUAUAACAGAGAAGGCAACUGUAGAUGUUCUGGUGACCAGCCUCAUCACAGGAGCACUGCUAGAGUCUGCUCUUGUCUGGGUCACCUCCAGACCUGCUGCAGCAGAUCAGAUCCCACCAGAAUACAUCCACCGGAAAACAGAAGUGCGAGGAUUCAUCACGGACCAGCAGAAGGAGGAGUACUUCAGGAAGAGAAUACAGGAUGAAGAACAAACUAACAGAAUCAUCUCACACAUUAAAAAAGUGAAGACACUCUAUAUCAUGUGCUACAUACCAGUCUUCUGCUGGAUCACCUACACUGUGCUUCAGGAACUCAUCAAGAACAAAGUAAAAGAAAUCCCUAAAACUUUAACUCAAAUGUACGCACACUUUCUGAACAUUCAGAUGGACACAAAGGGAAAGAAAUAUGACAAGACUUGUCAGAAAGAUACUAAAAACCUGCUGGAAUCCAACAGAACCGAGCUUCUGAAACUGGCUGAACUGGCUUUCAAGCAGCUGAUGAAGGGCAAUGUGAUGUUCUACGAAGAGGACCUGAGAGAGAGCAGGAUUGAUGUCUCUUACUCUGAGUAUUCUGGGAUCUUUACUGAGAUCUUUAAGGAGGAAUGUGUGCUUUACCAGAGUAAGGUCUACUGCUUUGUUCAUCUGAGCUUUCAGGAGUUCCUGGCCGCUGUUUAUGUGUUCCACUGCUAUGAGAGUGGGAACCUAGAGGAACUGCAGUGUCUUAUUGAUUGUUACAGACAGUGGUAUAAUAAUGUUACACUGGAUAAUCUGCUGAAAGGAGCUGUGGAUAGAGCUGUAAAGAGUCAGAACGGACACCUGGAUCUGUUCCUCCGUUUCCUGCUGGGUCUCUCACUGCAGACCAACCAGAGACUCUUACAGGGUCUUCUGACUUUUACACAAAGCAGCACAGAGGAAACCACAAAGUACAUCAAGGACUUAAUCGAAGUCCAAAAAUAUCUUUCUGCUGAGAGAUCCGUCAAUCUUUUCCUCUGUCUGUCUGAAAUGAAGGACCAGUCUCUCUCUGGGGAGCUUCAGAAGUAUCUACACUCCGAGAAAAACUCAGAAAAGGAGCUUUCUCUUGGACAGUGUUCAGCACUAGCCUACAUGCUUCUGACCUCAGAUGAAGUUCUAGAGGAGCUGGACUUGAAGAAAAUCAACACAUCAGAUGAAGGUUACAGCAGACUGGUCCCAGCCGUGAUCAACUGCCGAAAGGCACGACUGGCUUCAUGUAAUCUUGGAAUAAAGAUGUGUGACAGUCUAGAAUCAGUUUUAACGGUGGAAAACUCCUUCCUGAUAGAACUGGACCUCAGUAACAAUAACCUGCAGGAUUCAGGAGUGGAGCUGCUCUCUGCUGGACUGAAGAGUUCACACUGUAAACUGCAGAUUCUCAGAUUUGCUUUGUGUAAUCUUGGAGUAAGGAUGUGUGAAACUCUGGGAUCAGUUUUAAUGCUGGAAAGCUCCUUCCUGAAAGAACUGGAUCUCAGUAACAAUGACCUGAAGGAUUCAGGAGUGGAGCUGCUCUCUUCUGGACUGAAGAGUUCACACUGUAAACUGCAGAUUCUCAGAUUGUCUGGGUGUAUGAUCACAGAAAAAGGCUGUUCUUCUCUGGCUUCAGCUCUAAGUUUAAACCUCUCCCACCUGAAAGAGCUGGAUCUGACCUACAACCACCCAGGAGAGUCAGGAGAGAAGCUGCUUUCUGCCAGACUGGAGGAUCCACACUGUUCACUGGAGACACUCAGAUUGGAACAUGGAGGCGAGAUCAGGAUCAAACCUGGAUUAAAGAAAUAUGGCUGUGAUUUCACACUGGAUCCAAACACAGUAAACCCUCGUCUCUCUCUGAGUGAGGAGAACAGGAGGGUGGAGUUUAGAGAGAAGCUGCAGUCAUAUCCUGAUCAUCCAGAGAGAUUUGAUUGGUGUGUGCAGGUUCUGAGUAGAGAGAGAGUAACUGGACGCUGUUACUGGGAGGCUGAGCGAAUUGAAGGAGAAGCUGCUGUAGCUCUCAGUUAUAAAACCAUCAGCAGGAAGGGAUUCGGAUCAGACUGUCGGUUUGAAGAGAACAUAAACUCCUGGAUGCUGUACUGCUCUAAUUACGGUUACUCUGUUUAUCACAAUAAUAACAGAACUGCUCUCUCCACUCCUCCCUCCUACUGUAGGAGAGUAGGAGUGUAUGUGGACUGUCCCUGCGGCACUCUGUCCUUCUACAGUGUCUCCUCUGAUACACACUCACUUACACCCUCACACACUCUCACACACUUACACACAUUCAAUACCACCUUUACUCAACCCCUCUAUGCAGGGAUUGGGUUUUAUAAUUAUGGCUCCUCGGUGACUCUGUGUAAGAUAGAAUAAUCCUGCAAGCAAUAUUUCCACUGUCCGUGACGUCACUUCCUGUUUACAGUCGCCAGCUAUCUGUAAAAUUAACAACAGAGUAAAGUGUGAGAAAUCAGCAG